GGCCACAUCAAUGUUCGCGAGAGUGACUUUCUAUCCAACAUUAUUAUACAAUGUGGUCAUGGAAAAGGUGACCAGCAGGCGCUGGUAUGACAGGAUGGAUGAUACAGUCAUCCUAGGAGCCCUUCCUUUCCAAAGUAUGGCGAAACAAUUGAAGGAAGAAGAAAACAUGAAAGGAGUAGUUUCAAUGAAUGAAACAUAUGAACUGAAGAUAUUCUCUAAUGAUGCUGAGAAAUGGCGGGAACAAGGCGUGGAGUUCCUCCAGCUGGCCACGACAGACAUAUUCGAAGCUCCCGACCAGGACAAACUAUACGAGGGAGUCACGUUUAUUAAUAGGUUUCUACCGGCGGACUGCAAGUUGUCGGGCGUGCCGACAGAGUGUGAGCAGGUGAACAGUGGCUCGGUGUACGUGCACUGCAAGGCGGGCCGCACGCGCAGUGCCACGCUCGUGGGCUGCUACCUUAUGAUGAAAAACGGCUGGUCGCCUGCAGAAGCAGUUAACUACAUGCGAAUACGAAGACCUCACAUCCUACUGCACACGAAGCAAUGGGAGGCUCUGGACAUCUUCCACCGGAGACACGUCACCAGGACCUGA
Spodoptera littoralis (African cotton leafworm) is the source of this 592-nucleotide messenger RNA. Lineage: Eukaryota; Metazoa; Arthropoda; Insecta; Lepidoptera; Noctuidae. The record is from the annotation of a GenBank genome assembly.